Messenger RNA from Acanthosepion pharaonis, 858 nucleotides. The record is from the annotation of a GenBank genome assembly. NCBI's taxonomy places the organism in Eukaryota, Metazoa, Mollusca, Cephalopoda, Sepiida, Sepiidae.
AUGGCGCAUGUGGUUUAUAUCAUGUUAAGCUUGCUUGCUUUCUUUCUUUCUUUCUUUCUUUCUUUCUUUCUUUCUUUCUCCUUAUAUUCUAUAUACUUUCCUUCUUUCUUUAUAUUACUUCAUAUCAUCUGUCUUCUUUCUUUCUUUCUUUCUGUCUCUUCAUUUGCUCUCUUAUUAUCUGUUUUCUUUCUUUCUUUCUUUCUUUCUUUCUCUUCAUUUGCUCUCUUAUUAUCUGUUUUCUUUCUUUCUUUCUUUUUUUCUUUCUGUCUCUUCAUUUGCUCUCUUAUUAUCUGUUUUCUUUCUUUCUUUCUCUUCAUUUGCUCUCCUAUUAUCUGUUUUCUUUCUUUCUUUCUUUCUCUUCAUUUGCUCUCUUAUUAUCUGUCUUCUUUCUUUCUUUCUUUCUUUCUCUUCAUUUGCUCUCUUAUUAUCUGUUUUCUUUCUUUCUUAUUUUCAUUCUUUCGUUCUUUAUCCACAUUUUCUUUAUCUGAAUUUUCUUACUUAUUUUCUUUCUUUCCUUUUCUUUCUUUCAUUAUCUGGAAUUUCUCUCUCGUUACCUGUCUUUCUUUAUUCUCAUCUUUCUUUCUUUCUUUCUUUUUUCUUUCUUUAUCCGCUUUUUUUCUUCCUUUCUUUAUCCGUAUUUUCUCACUUAUUUUCUUUCUUUCGUUCGUUCUUACUGUUUAUGCAUCUUUUAUCUCUUAUUAUAUUUUUCUUUCUUUCUUUCUUUCUUUACAUUUUCUUUCUUUACAUUUUCUUUCUUUCUUUCUUUCUUAUCCGUAUUUUUUCUCUUUGUUUAAAACGUUUUCUUUAAAUUUAUCCAUAAAGCUUGUUCUAUCUUUUUUUUAUUCAAACCUGACUUAA